ACUACGUAGGGUAUGAGAGUCAUUUGGGAUUCACCCGGAAAAGAAGCCGUUCACGCGGCGGAAGUACAAAAACUACAACAAAGAUGGCGGCGCCCGUGCAAGAAGCGUUGGCCAGCACACACGUGGAGAAAAAGAAAAAGCCCCCUAAGCGUUACUGGGAAGAAACGAAAAAUGAAGAUGAUAAGAAUACAGAUAAAGAUGUUAAAGCCAAAAACAGUGAAGGUGAAGCACCACAAGAAGUGUCAGACAAAAAAGAUGACGAGCGCCGAAAGAAGAGGAAAAGAAGAACUGAUGGAAAGUUCAUAUCAGGGAAAAAGGACCCUUUCCCUGGUGAGGCACCUAUCCCACAAGAGCAGUUGAAGAAAUUCCAGAGAGGCAAAAAAUUUCAAAAGUUGAACAGAGCCAGAAAGAAGGCGAAAGAGAUCAUCACCCAGUCCGAGGCAGCUUCUGCCCUAGCACAGAAAGAGGCUGCACGAUACGAUCUCCUUCUCCCAGAGGAGGCUGGUUUCCUGGAGGGAGAUGAGGGUGAGGACACGUGCACUGUAUCACAGGAAGACAUAGCAGAGGCUGUUGAUAUUACAUCUGGGGCAAAGUACUUUAACUUGCAUCUGACCCAGUUUGGACCAUACAGACUAGACUACAGCAGAACUGGCCGGCAUCUGUUACUAGGCGGAAGGAGAGGUCAUGUGAGUUGCAUAGAAUGGCAGACCAAAAACCUUAUGUGCGAGAUGAAUGUCAUGGAAACGGUUCAAGAUAUCAAGUGGCUCCACACCGAGGCCAUGUUCGCUGUGGCUCAGAAGAAGUGGCUCUACAUCUAUGAUUCCAAAGGCAUAGAGCUGCAUUGCAUCAAAAAAUUCAACGACGUCCUACGCAUGCAGUUCCUCCCCUACCACUUCCUGCUUGCUACAGCGAGUGCCACAGGUUUCCUGCAGUACCUGGAUGUGUCUGUGGGAAAGGAGGUAGCAGCGAUCUGCACAAAGUCAGGCAGGCUUGAUGUGAUGGCACAAAAUCCCUCCAAUGCCAUCAUCCACCUGGGUCACCCGAAUGGCACCGUCAGUCUGUGGUCUCCUAAUCAGAAAGAGCCAUUAGUUAAGAUGCUGUGCCACAGGGGCGCAGUCCGCUCACUCACUGUGGACAAAACUGGCACGUACAUGGUGACGUCAGGUCUGGACAGGAAGCUGAAAGUUUAUGACAUUCGAGCAUUUAAGCCACUUCAUAAGUACUUCUUGCCUGCUGGAGCCUCCUGCCUCUCCCUCAGUCAGAAAGGACUGCUCAGUGCUGCUACUGGAGAUGUAGUACAGGUGUACCGGGAUGUGUGGGGAGGCGGGCCGAUAUCCAAGCCCUACAUGGCACAUCGUGUGAGAGGUUCAGUAUGGGGUGUUGGGUUUUGCCCCUUCGAGGACGUACUUGGUAUUGGACAUGGAGAAGGCUUUACGAGUAUGAUUGUGCCAGGUGCGGGUGAGCCAAACUUUGAUGCUCUGGAUGUGAACCCAUACCGCAGCUUAAAGCAGAGGCAGGAAUGGGAGGUCAAGGCUCUCCUGGAGAAAGUGCAGCCCGACCUGAUUGGCCUGGACCCGGGGCUGCUGGGUAAAGUGGACCAGGCCACAUUUGAACAGAAACAUAAAGAAAGAGUGGAGGCUUUGGGCUAUGAUCCACUAGCAAAUGAAAAGUUUAAGCCAAGAUUUAAAAAGAGAGGCAAAAGUGCAGCUGGUGCUGUGGAGAAGAGGAAGAAGAAAGUGGCCCAUGAGGAUCAGAGGGACGUGAUUCGGAAAACAGUGGAGGAGAGAAUGGAGAGAGAAAAAGAGAGGAAGGAGAGUGCCAAGCAGCAGGCUGAGCAGGGGAGGAAGACUGCACUGGACCGAUUCAAGAAGUAGGAAGAAGCUUUGUGCUGACGACUUUACAGAAACAAAGGACUUAUUCAGAAUGCUGGACCCUGGCCCAGUUUUUCAGACAUGCACACUGUGACUGUCUUAGAACCCUGUAACCCAAGUGUCAUCUAACCUCUGGACUGCUUUCCAUCUUUUGUGUGAGAUUUUCUUAGUAUCAUGAGGAAAAGUCAUUUUUGUACCAAAUAUCUCUGUACUGAGAAACAUCUAAUAAAACUGAUAUGCUGUAUAUAAUAUAA
This is a messenger RNA of Pangasianodon hypophthalmus (striped catfish), 2125 nucleotides long. RefSeq names its product WD repeat domain 46 (gene wdr46). Gene Ontology annotation, cellular component: small-subunit processome; nucleolus; 90S preribosome. Bases 84 to 1874 code for a protein of 596 amino acids. NCBI's taxonomy places the organism in Eukaryota, Metazoa, Chordata, Actinopteri, Siluriformes, Pangasiidae. Gene Ontology annotation, molecular function: protein binding; aminoacyl-tRNA ligase activity; ATP binding. Gene Ontology annotation, biological process: maturation of SSU-rRNA from tricistronic rRNA transcript (SSU-rRNA, 5.8S rRNA, LSU-rRNA); tRNA aminoacylation for protein translation. The record is from RefSeq and is a predicted model, not a curated record. The transcript is spliced from 14 exons.